Molecule: messenger RNA, 2765 nt
Organism: Aphidius gifuensis
Lineage: Eukaryota; Metazoa; Arthropoda; Insecta; Hymenoptera; Braconidae
Exons: 4
Coding region: 1604-2455 (283 amino acids)
Source: RefSeq, a predicted model, not a curated record
GAUAAAAAAUUUUGUGAAAUUUAAUUUUUUAUUGCUUUUCACUCGUUGUACUCAUGACAGUUACAAAGUUCAUGACUAUUUGUCAUGAAUUAAAACAACAAUACAUCAGUUUUUAUCAUGUCAUACUGCUAAAAAUUGUCUUGCUUUUGUUUAAUUAACAAGACAUUCAAACCUGAAAGUCUAAAAUAAUAAUAGCUUUUGUAAAAUUUAAUUUUUGAUUUAUUCAAUUAAGAGAAAAAAAAAGAGAUUUGUUUUUGAUAAAAAAUUUUGUGAAAUUUAAUUUUUUAUUGCUUUUCACUCGUUGUACUCAUGACAGUUACAAAGUUCAUGACUAUUUGUCAUUAAUUAAAACAACAACAAUACAUCAGUUUUUAUCAUGUCAUACUGCUAAAAAUUGUCUUGCUUUUGUUUAAUUAACAAGACAUUCAAACCUAAAAGUCUAAAAUAAUAAUAGCUUUUGUAAAAUUUAAUUUUUUAUUUAUUCAAUUAGGAGAAAAAAAAAAGAGAUUUGUUUUUGAUAAAAAAUUUUGUGAAAUUUAAUUUUUUAUUGCUUUUCACUCGUUGUACUCAUGACAGUUACAAAGUUCAUGACUAUUUGUCAUGAAUUAAAACAACAAUACAUCAGUUUUUAUCAUGUCAUACUGCUAAAAAUUGUCUUGCUUUUGUUUAAUUCACAAGACAUUCAAACCUAAAAGUCUAGAAUAAUAAUAGCUUUUGUAAAAUUUAAUUUUUUAUUUAUUCAAUUAGGAGAAAAAAAAAGAGAUUUGUUUUUGAUAAAAAAUUUUGUGAAAUUUAAUUUUUUAUUGCUUUUCACUCGUUGUACUCAUGACAGUUACAAAGUUCAUGACUAUUUGUCAUGAAUUAAAACAACAAUACAUCAGUUUUUAUCAUGUCAUACUGCUAAAAAUUGUCUUGCUUUUGUUUAAUUAACAAGACAUUCAAACCUGAAAGUCUAAAAUAAUAAUCGCUUUUGUAAAAUUUAAUAUUUGAUUUAUUCAAUUAAGAGAAAAAAAAAGAGAUUUGUUUUUGAUAAAAAAUUUUGUGAAAUUUAAUUUUCUAUUCAUUCAAUUGGGGAAAGAAGAAUAGAUAUUUUUUUAUUAAUAAAAAUUUUAAUAUUGAUAAUUCUCAUAUUGAUAUUUAGAUUAUCAACAAACUUAAAUUAUUUUGGAAAAUUGUUGUACUCAUAAUGACAGUUACAAAGUUCAUGACUAUUUGUCAUGAAUUAAAACAACAAUACAUCAGUUUUUAUCAUGUCAUACUGCUAAAAAUUGUCUUGCUUUUGUUUAAUUAACAAGACAUUCAAACCUAAAAGUCUAAAAUAAUAAUAGCUUUUGUAAAAUUUAAUUUUUUAUUUAUUCAAUUAGGAGAAAAAAAAAGAGAUUUGUUUUUGAUAAAAAAUUUUGUGAAAUUUAAUUUUCUAUUCAUUCAAUUAGGAGAAAAAAAACAGAAGUUUUCAUUAUUUUUUUCUACUUUACAGAGAAUUCGUAUUGAUGACGAUCCAAACGAAAACAACUCAGCUAUUCCCCAGACUAAAACAGGUGCGCAGACUCGUUUUAUACAUGAAAUUUCAACGUCCAAAUUAAGAACAAUUUUAAAUUAUCAUAUGGAUACGAAGUCUGUUCUUAUGCAAACACAAAAAACUGGAAAAUUCAAUGAACAAUAUGCCCAGCUAGUUGUCAAUCGUGUGGUUGAAACUUUGAUCGACAAAUUUGAACAUAAAAAUUGGGACGAAGAGCACUUCGAAAAGAUUGGCAAAAAUCUAGCCACUAUUUGUAAUGCUAAAGACUCAGUAUUUUGGUCUUUCAAGAAAGGAAAAAUCCGUGAAAGAUUCAAAAAUUAUACCCAAAAAUGCUUGAAGAUCCAAGGUCUUGUAAAGCAAAAGUCUAAUAAAAUCGAUAUUGAUUUAAAUGCCGUCAAAUUACCUGAAAUAAAUGAUGAUUCUGAAGUCAAUAAAAGUAUUGUUUGGCUAAAAAAAAAUUCUGAAGGAGAACUUGAAGAUAUCAUCAAUCAUUGGGUAAAAACUGAAGAAUAUAGGAAGCAAUGGAUGGAUUUAAAUAAAACCAAAACAGUUGAAUUACUUCAUCAAGAUUGGCCAAUUUUAAUGAAUCCUAAAUAUGGUCCUGACCUUGUUUCACAUGAUUUUGACAACAUGAAAGUCAACGGUAACAUCGAUAGUAAUUGGGAUUCAUUUUUUGAAUAUGUUCAUGAAAAUUUCAAGUGCAAAUCACACAGUAAAGAAUGUAAAAAAAUUCUUGAGUGGACAGAAGUUUGCAUCUCAACUUCAGGAGGCAAAAUGAUGUGCCAGUUAAUACACCUUGCUUAUUUAUUUCCUUUAAGAGGAAAUGGUAAACUUCAAUCUGACUCCAAAGGAAAAGGAAUAAGCAUUGUAAAUAGUACGAAUUUGUCAUGCAAAGACUGUAGCAGAUAUAGCGGAAAUUCAAAAGAAAAAAAUUGAAGAAGCUGGUCGGGCUAAACCACAUCCAUUCAUCGUUGCUGUCAAUGGUAGCGAUUUGAAUGAAGCCACAUCAUUCUUCGUCCUAAUGGAUAAAUACACUUAUCCAAUGAAGUCACCGAAAGAUGCAAUUGAUUUUUGUUUUAAAUUAUAUCAUACUCUAUCUGCCGACUAUCCUCCAGCAGCGAGACAUGUUUGGCGCAUGAUUGAAAUUGGGAUAUACCGAUUUAAAAAGCCAGGAUUCGAAGAAAUUGCUUAUUUAAAAUCAACAUUCGAACAAUUGGAAGAUAAAUUUUUACUUAAAGAAGUUUUA